Stegastes partitus (bicolor damselfish) is the source of this 3162-nucleotide messenger RNA. Its product is annotated as integrin alpha-6-like. Lineage: Eukaryota; Metazoa; Chordata; Actinopteri; Pomacentridae. The coding region runs from base 1 to 3162 and encodes 1053 amino acids. The record is from RefSeq and is a predicted model, not a curated record. The transcript has 25 exons. Gene Ontology annotation, molecular function: integrin binding. Gene Ontology annotation, biological process: cell-cell adhesion; leukocyte migration; cell adhesion mediated by integrin. Gene Ontology annotation, cellular component: external side of plasma membrane; integrin complex.
AUGGCAAAGCAACGACUCUUUGUGUGUCUGUGGAUUGUCUGGCGUUUUCACAGCCUUCACGUUGCAGCUUUCAACCUGGACAUCCAGAAUGUACAGCAGAGAAAAGGAGAUCCAGGCAGCCUGUUCGGAUUUUCUGUUGCUUUCCACCAGCAGCUGAAUCCUGCCAGAAGGAACCUGUUGCUGGUAGGAGCGCCACGUGCCAAACAUCAGAGUGGAUUGAACGUUACAGGCGUUGUUUACCAGUGUGAUCUGGCUUCAACAUCUGAACGCUGCCAGCCAAUUGAGUUUGAUCAUGAAGAGUUCCUCAAUAGUAAAGGAAUAAACAACCAGUGGAUGGGAGUUAGAGUCGUAAGCCAAGGUCCUGGUAAGAAUGUAAUGUCUUGUGCUCAUCGGUACCAGCAGUGGAGCCCGAGUCCCAGCCUUCAGGACCCUCAGCUGCUGACGGGUCAGUGCUACCUCUUAGGGGACGAUCUGCAGGUCGGGAAGGAAAACAGGAGGUGGCGAAGGGUUGUUUGUGACAAUGAACACUUAAUAAGACGACAAAAGGACCACGAGUGGUUUGCGUACUGCCAACAGGGUCACGGAGCAUCUUUUGCAAAAGAUAACAGAUCUCUAAUAUUUGGAGCACCCGGAGCUUAUCAGUGGACAGGAAUUGUACGAAUGGAGCUCUUGGACAACUUGGACAUAUUCAGUGAAAGCCCUCGUGAGACCGGAGAUAUAGACCAGUUUAACCUGAAGCUCAUCCCUCUCCAGAGAAACAGCUACCUGGGAUUCUCUGUCGACUCUGGACUCGCCCUCAUCAAGAAAGGGGAGCUGACGAUCGUCUCCGGAGCACCUCGAGGAGGCUACAGCGGCCAGGUGGCAUUUCUGAAGGCGGACCCAAAGGCUCAGAGAAAUCUGUCGGUGGAGCUGGUUCUCUCCGAGCCAGGCCUGGCCUCCUCCUUUGGAUACGAUGUGGCAGUGGUGGACCUCAACGGUGACGGAUGGGAGGACCUUGCUGUUGGUGCACCGCAGUACUAUGUUAAGGAUGGCGUGGUUGGAGGAGCAGUCUAUCUUUAUAUCAACAACGAGGGAAAAAACUGGGACAAGAUUGUUCCGAUCAAACUUGUUGGACAAAAAGAUUCCAUGUUUGGUCUCGCAGUGGAAAAUAUAGGAGACGUUGAUCAAGAUGGUUACGAAGAUAUUGCUGUGGGUGCUCCAUAUGACGGCUCCGGUCGGGUUUUCCUUUACUAUGGUUCUUCUGGUCGUAUUAGCACAAAACCAGCACAGGUACUCUCAUCCAAAACAGCAAAUCUGUUUGGAUAUUCUCUGAGCGGGAAACUGGACGUGGAUGACAAUCAGUACCCUGAUCUGGCUGUCGGAUCUCUCUCAGAUUCUGUUUUUGUUUUCAGAGCGAGGCCAGUAGUCAGUGUCAGCGUCUCUUUCAAGAUAACACCAAAUCAAAUAGACUUUACAAAGGAAGAGUGUCAUGUACGGACAUGUUAUUUUUCAGGUAAGGUGUGCUUCAGCUACACGGCACACAGAGCGUCGUUCAACUCUAAACUGAUGCUCAACUACAAGUUUGAGGCUGAUUCUAUGAGCACAAAAUCGAGCCCCAGAGUCAGGUUUCUGGGUUCAUCUCAAGGGGAACUGGAGCUGCCAGGACAAGGGAGAAAAACCUGUGAAGACACUAAGCUCCGACUUCUGCGGGACAUCAAGGACAAGUUGCACAGCAUCCCCGUCUCUGUCUCUGUGUCUCUGAGGAGCUCCAGUCAGACAACCAGGACGAGUGUAGAGCUGCCCAGCCUUACUCCUGUCCUCAACCUCCACCAGCAGAAAACUACAGUCUCAGAGAUUAAAUUAAUAAACACGGGCUGUGGCAGCGACAACAUUUGCCAAAGUAACCUUCAGUUGCAGUACAGGUUCUGUUCCAAAAAAACACUAAAUGGUCAAGAUGUUUUCGAAUCACUGGCCAGUCAGGAUGGAGUUGCAGUCAUCACUCCGUCUGAUGAAGACAUCGCUCUGGAGAUCACUGUGACCAACACAGACGGAGAUGAUGCACACCAGAGUCAUGUAGUCAUUGUGCUCCCAGAUACAUUACAUUACUCAUCUGUUGUCCACGGCGGAGAAGCAGAAAUGCAAAAAAGUCACACAGCCAAUAACAAAGAAACAAUAAUAGACCGUGAACUGGGGAAUCCGUUUCAAAGAGACGCUAAAGUUACCUUUUAUGUCAUACUCACAACUUCUGGCAUCUCGCUGAGUACAAAAGAUGUCAAUGUCACCCUGCAGCUUGAAACGACAAGUGUGCAGACUAUACAGCCAGUUCAGGCAUUAGCCAAAGUGGUUUUUGAGCUGGAGUUGCAAGUAUAUGGGCUAGCCAGGCCUUCCCAAGUGUCACUUGGUGAAAAUGUGUUGGGUGAAAGUGCCAUAAAAUCGCUGGAUCAAAUAGGAACUUCAGUUCAAUUUGAAUUCAGGAUAACAAAUUUGGGCAGACCGCUAAAAUCUUUCGCAAAUGCAUCACUGAACAUCUAUUGGCCAAAGGAGAACUCUGUAGGAAAGUGGCUUCUGUACUUGACUCACAUCAGCAGUGAAGGUGUGCAGUCUGUCCCCUGCUCACCUGUGAACGAGGUCAAUCCUCUUAAAGAUUUAAAGGGUUGGCGCGCUCCAGCAAGGAAAAGACGUGAAGCUGAACACGAAGCUCUCUCUACAGAUGAAUUCACAUUUCUUCCAUCAAGAAGAAAAUACAAAACACUGACCUGCUCAGAUGGACUCCAGUGUGUGGAGAUACGCUGCCCUCUGCUGGGCCUGGACAGCUCUGCACUACUGGUUCUGCAUUCCCGCCUGUGGAACGCAACUAUGGCGGAGGAUUACAGCUCUUUGAACUACCUCAAUAUUGUCGUGGAUGCUCAUCUGAGUCUGACCAACUCUCCAGAGAAUAUUGGACUUAAGAAUGAGACACCUGGGACAAAGGUAAUACUGACGGUGUUCCUUGAGAGAAAGAUAAAAUUCUUGGUCAAAGUUGCGUGGUGGAUAAUCUUCCUGACGGUCAUUGCAUUGCUGCUGCUGUUGGCGUUUUUUGGCUUCUUGUUGUGGAAGCGUGAUUGCAUCAGCAGCCUCACUCAUCUGAACAAGCUUCCACAUAAUGGACAUCCAAACACAGACACGGCUCCCCUUAAAGCCUAA